AUGGGUUCGCCGAUUUCGGGAUUCAUCGCCGAGGCGGUCCUGCAACGGUUAGAGUCGCUGAUCUUCCAACACCACAAACCGGAGUUCUGGGCCCGGUAUGUGGAUGAUACCUUCGUCGUUAUCGAUCGGGAUCAACCGCUGACAUUCAAGGAACGUCUGAAUGCGGUCGUCCCGGACAUACAAUUUACGAUGGUGGAGGAAGAGAACAACCAGCUGGCCUUCCUGGAUGUCCUCGUAUGCCGCAAAGAUUGUGGUGGUCUAAAGACCAAAGUGUUCAGGAAAGCGAUAAAUACGAUGCAAGUACUGAACUUCAACAGCAACCACCCAAUCAGCCACAAACGCAGUCGUGUAAGGACGCUCUAUCGGCGUGUCGAAACGUUCUGCAGUGAGCCGGAAAACAAAAUUGCCGAACUACAAUAA
Messenger RNA from Spirometra erinaceieuropaei, 420 nucleotides. Lineage: Eukaryota; Metazoa; Platyhelminthes; Cestoda; Diphyllobothriidea; Diphyllobothriidae. The record is from the annotation of a GenBank genome assembly.